UUGAAGUCCCGCCAGUCGGGUUGAGGUCUGGACUUUGUAUUUGAAAACAACCCUUUGCACUGCUAAGAAUUUGUGAUUGACCCAGUCAACUAGUGAAUUUCAUCAUUGAAUGGAUAUUCGAACUUGGAUCUGAGUAGUCUUCCAUGUGUUAAAUGAAUCACGAUUAAUACAAAGAAGAUGUCAUAAAAGAAGAUGGCAAUGAGCACUCUGGACAACUGAGGAUAACAAGCAACAUUGAAGACCAAAGCAAGUCACUCCAGGAAUCAAAAUAUUUUCCAUUUUCUUCAGACAGCUACACAAUUCUUCACCUUCCUCGGCAGGUGAGAGAAAAACGAGAGAAAAUGAAGAAGAGAUUUCUAACUGGGAAAAAUAGAGUGUGAAAUUCAAGCAUACAUUACAUGAAAAGUCAAAGGAGAUUAUUCUUCCAUUGAGCAAAAAAAGGAAAUAUCUGGUAGUCAGUGGGGGGAAAACAUCAUUUGGAAAGGUAUGUAGAGCAGACAGUGUUGCAGGCUUCACUCUGGGAGGAAGAAAACGGCUUGAAUUAAAGCUUCAGUAAAUAAGGGAUCAUUGAUAUUUUAGACCUCCUCAAGAACAUUAGUUGUGGAAAAGCUCCAUAGACAUGCCUAUUGUGGGAAAGAUACAACUUGCAAAUCACAGUUGAUUAUACCAGAGAGGAUCCCGACUGGAGAAAAACCAUACAAAUACUCUGAAUGUGGCAAAACCUUUUGUCAGAACAACGCCAUUGUGGUCCAUGGAAGAACUCACACAGGAGAGAAACCCUACAAGGGCUCCCAAUGUGGUAAAUGCUUUAGUGAGCAUGGCAACAUGGACUCACACCAAGGAAAAACUGUUUGAAUGUCCUGAUUGUGAGAAAUGUUUCUGUGAUAAUUCCAGCCUUGUGAGACACCAGAGAACUCACACAGGAGAGAAACCUUUUGAAUGUCCUGACUGUGGGAAUAGUUUCAGUCGAAAUUCUCACCUCGUUUCACACCAGAGAACUCACACAGGAGAGAAACCCUUUGAAUGUCCUGUUUGUGGGAAAAGUUUCAGUCACAAUUCUAGCCUGGUGAUACACCAGAGGACUCACACAGGAGAGAAACCCUUUGAAUGUCCUGAUUGCGGGAAAAGUUUCAGUCAAUAUUCCAACCUCAUUGGUCACCAGAGGACUCACACAGGAGAGAAACCCUUUGAGUGUCCUGAUUGUGGGAAAGGUUUCAGUCACAAUUUCAGCCUGGUGAAACACCAGAGGACUCACACAGGAGAGAAACCCUUUGAAUGCUCCUAUUGUCAUAAAAGUUUCAGUCACAAUUCUAGCCUGGUGAUACACCAGAGGACUCACACAGGAGAGAAACCCUUUGAAUGUCCUGAUUGCGGGAAAAGUUUCAGUUGGAAUUCCAGUCUGGUGAGACACCAGAGAACUCACACAGGAGAACACCCCUUUGAAUGUCCUGAUUUUGCUAAAAGUUUCAGCUAUAAUUCCAACCUGGUGACACACCAGAGAACUCACGCAGGAGAGAAACCCUUUGAAUGUCCUGAUUGUGGGAAAAGUUUUAGUCAGAAUUUCUGGCUGGUGAUACACCAGAGAACUCACACAGGAGAGAAACCCUUUGAGUGUCCUGAUUGCGGGAAAAGUUUCAGUCGGAAUUCCAACCUAGUGAGACACCGGAGAACUCACACAGGAGAAAAACCAUAUGAGUGUCCAGAUUGUGGGAAAGAUUUCAGUAUUAGGACUAGCCUUUUAAAUCAUAUGCUUAUACACACAGGGGAGAAACCAUUUGAGUGCCCCGAGUGUGGAUGGUGCUUCAGGAAACAUUCCAGCCUUAUUGCACACACGAAAAUCCAUAUGAGGCCCCAAGUGAUAAGUGUAGAGAAGGCUUGAAUCUCAUUUUUAAUGUUCCAUUGUAACUCAAGUUGAGAAAUUGACUGUUUAAUUUGACUACAAAGGAUUUGCCUAUUUUUUUUGUAGGCAAAUAUGUAAUGGUAUUAGACAGGAAGGAGGAAGGAAAGAAUGGCAACAUAUUAUUUUAAUAAUGCCUAUCUAACCAUCAGCAGCAGAACUUGCUGGAUAUGGGUAGUCCUCGGGUUACGAAUGUAAUGGAGCCUGCCCAUUCCAUCCGUAAUUGAGAAUUUGUGGGAGUGAAUCUCAUACAUUGAAUGACAUCACUCCCUGCUUUCGCCCAGGCAUUCGUUGCUUUCCCACUCCCGAUCAGUUUGAUGAGGCCUCUGACACCGAGAAAGAAGCCCUGAGAAGGUGUGCGCAGUCUCUUGGGACUGCUUUCUAGUCGGCAAAGCGCUUGAGGAUUGUGUUCCUGUAGGCUUUGGCAGCCCUUCGCAAAAAGCCUUUGCCUUCAGGAACAGGGUUUCGGAGGGAUGUACCCACUCUUCCCAAGUUCCGCUGGUGCCAAUAAAGUCUUUUUGCAAAGGGCUGCUGAAGCCUACAGGAAUGCAAUCUCCCUACAAGCUUCAGCAAGGAAAUGGCAAACAGAGGGAAGACCUGAGGGACCAAAGCAUUUCCUCUGUUUGCAAACAUCCAGGUCUCAAUUUGCAGAGAAUAGAGGCCCUAAAUGCGAGAUUACACAAGAUCUCAUCCUACUGAUCUCGCGAUAUGCUAAGCCUCUGUUCUCUGCAAAUGCAGGCAAAUAGAGGAGAUAUUUCCAAGAUAAGUGAAGGCAAAGUGCUUGUGAAGA
Molecule: messenger RNA, 2687 nt
Organism: Pantherophis guttatus
Lineage: Eukaryota; Metazoa; Chordata; Lepidosauria; Squamata; Colubridae
Source: RefSeq, a predicted model, not a curated record